Molecule: messenger RNA, 1964 nt
Organism: Heteronotia binoei (common prickly gecko)
Lineage: Eukaryota; Metazoa; Chordata; Lepidosauria; Squamata; Gekkonidae
Gene: DUS2
Product: dihydrouridine synthase 2
Exons: 15
Coding region: 21-1487 (488 amino acids)
Biological process (GO): tRNA dihydrouridine synthesis
Cellular component (GO): cytoplasm
Molecular function (GO): tRNA dihydrouridine synthase activity; tRNA binding; flavin adenine dinucleotide binding
Source: RefSeq, a predicted model, not a curated record
CAGGUUACAGCAGAAAGGUCAUGACAGUGAAUGCUGCAUCACUCUGUUUCAGAAAUAAGGUCAUCUUGGCCCCUAUGGUACGAGUUGGAACUCUCCCGAUGCGACUGCUGGCUUUGGAUUAUGGUGCUGAUAUUGUGUACUGUGAGGAGCUGAUUGACCUAAAGAUGCUAAAGUGCAAGAGAGUUGUAAAUGAGGUGCUUGGAACAGUAGACUUUGUGGCUCCAAAUGAGCGAGUCGUGUUCAGGACCUGUGAAAGAGAAAAAGACUCUGUUGUCUUUCAGAUGGGAACAGCAGAUGCUGAGAGAGCACUGAGAGUAGCCCAGCUUGUAGAGAAUGACGUGGCAGGCAUUGAUGUCAACAUGGGAUGUCCCAAAGAAUAUUCCACUAAGGGAGGUAUGGGAGCAGCACUGCUGUCUGAUCCUGACAAAAUAGAGUCCAUUCUCACUGCCCUUGUCGAAGGAGUCUGUAAGCCAGUGACCUGCAAAAUCCGGAUCUUGCCAUCAAUAGAAGAAACAAUAAGUUUAGUGAAGAAGAUAGAAAAGACUGGAGUUGCUGCCAUUGCUGUUCAUGGAAGGAAGAAAGAAGAGAGGCCUCAGCAUCGUGUCCACUGCGACGUGAUUAAAGCCAUCUCAGAAGCCGUCUCUGUUCCGGUAAUAGCCAAUGGAGGCUCCCAUGACUUCAUCAAAGACUAUUCCGAUCUGGGGACCUUCCAACAAGCAACAGCAGCAUCUUCUGUGAUGGUGGCUCGCGCAGCAAUGUGGAACCCCUCCAUCUUCCAGAAGGAAGGAUCCCAGCCCCUGAACGAAGUUGUACAGGAAUACAUCAAAUACGCAGUGCGGUAUGAUAACCACUACACCAACACAAAGUACUGCUUGUGCCAAAUGUUAAGGGAGCAGCUAGAAAAUGCACAAGGAAAGAAGUUGCAUGCAGCACAGUCCAUGCAGGAAAUAUGUGAAGUAUUUGAAAUGAGCAGUUUUUACAAAGAAACAUCAGCUCUCCUAGAGGCCAAGAAAGUUUCAUUAGAAACAAAGGACCAAGAUGAAGAUGACCAGAUAGAAGACACAGAUGUCAUAAAGAUGGCAGUCAAAUUUCACAAGCGAGAAUAUCCCCCACAGAUCACACCCAAAAUGUGUCUUUUAGAAUGGUGCAGGAAUGAAAAACACCUUCCGCCUGUGUAUGAAACGACUGAAAGACCUCUGGAUAGACUCUUCUGUUCAGUUGUCACUGUAGCCAAUCAGAAGUACAGAUCGACCUUCUGGGAGAAGUCAAAAAAACUGGCUGAACAAGCAGCUGCUAUUGCCUGCUUAAGGACCCUUGGUCUGCCAGAAGGCAAGUGGAGCGAGGAAACCAGUCACCUUGUGAACAAACGCAAGAGGCCCGAUCAGGAACCUUUGCGCAAUGGAGAACACACAGAUCAGCUUGCUGCAGAGGCUGCUUGUAAGAAGCCUCACUUUAUUCCUGAGGUUUCAGACUCCAGCGUUUCCUAGGUGCUGCUGUGGCAUGAACACAGACGUCGCCCAGCUCUGCAGCUGUGGAUUCCUUCCUUCCUUCCCCACCCCCAUCCCCUUUAACAAUCUUCCUCGUAUUUCUCCUGGAUGCUGUUGAUCAGAACAGAUAAGUAUGGAUUUCAAAACCACCCAUCCACAUACGAUACCAUUGGCAUCCUACGACUCACUUCUGGUGCCUUUGAAUGGGGACAAAUGAGCAGCUCUGUUUUGUGGGGGGUAAUCUUAAAAUUCUUUUAAUGGCAGAAGACAAAUUUGGAUGAGCAUAGACAAUUGUGCAAACCUGUUUAAUGUCCACAGUUCAGUUGCAGACUGUAGUGAUAAUCCGAAUACUGAUUUGUGGCCAAGGAAGGAGGGGGCAGCAUAGAACACAAAUUGCUAUACCUGAGCUGUUUGUGGUUUUUUUUUUGUUUUAAUUUUAUGGAAUGUAUGUUUUAAAAAAACACUAUGGACAACACA